AUGGCUAAUCUCACUAUUAACACUGAUGUAUGUAUUGGAUGUGGAAUGUGCACAAAAGAAUGUCCUUGUAGGGUAUUAAAGGUUGAAGGUGGUAAAGCACUUGUUGAUGAGAAACAAUCUCCAAAUUGUAUGAGUUGUGGACAUUGCCAGUCUAUUUGUAAAGCUGGUGCAAUUUCACUUUUUGAACAAAAAUGUGAACCAUUACCAGAUGAACAUACUUCAGUUAUUGGAGCAAUUAAAACAAGACGUUCUGUAAGAAAAUGGAAAGGAGCAAUUCCAAACGAAGAAUUAAAAGAAAUGAUUAACCUUAUUAAAUUUGCACCAUCUGCUUGUAAUUAUCGACCAAUCAAAUUUAUGGUUAUCAAUAGACCAAAAUUAACUGAGGUUCUUACUCAUCUUGCUAGUCGUGCUGCUAACCUUGAAACAACUCCUGCAAUUUUUAGACCAGUUUGUGCAUAUCAAGCUAAAGUUGAUAUUAUUGGAAGAGAUGCACCUCACAUGAUCAUUGCAUAUGCUGAUGAUCAACACAAAGAAUUUGCUAAUGAUGAUGCAACAAUCAUGCUUGCAGAAUUAGAGCUUGCACUUGUAAGCAAAGGAUAUGGAUCAUUUUGGUGUGGGUUUAUGAAAGUGUUAUUAAAAGAUCCAUAUGCAAUGGAAUAUAUUGGACUUAAAGGUCAACAUUGUUAUGGAUGUAUGGGCAUGGGUAUUCCCAAUAUUACUUACCAUCAUCUUGU
This is a messenger RNA of Entamoeba histolytica HM-1:IMSS, 734 nucleotides long. RefSeq lists its product as uncharacterized. NCBI's taxonomy places the organism in Eukaryota, Evosea, Mastigamoebida, Endamoebidae. The record is from RefSeq and is a predicted model, not a curated record. The annotation marks the transcript as partial. The transcript has a single exon. Gene Ontology annotation, molecular function: oxidoreductase activity.